Messenger RNA from Cercopithifilaria johnstoni, 220 nucleotides. NCBI's taxonomy places the organism in Eukaryota, Metazoa, Nematoda, Chromadorea, Rhabditida, Onchocercidae. The record is from the annotation of a GenBank genome assembly.
AUGAGCGCAACAUGGGCAGAUAUACAACGUUUGGCAGCUGAUUUUCAGCGAAUACAGCUGGCAGAAGGCUCGAAAAAACUAUCAGAGAAUAAUUGUGUGGAGCUGAUAUCGAUGUUAAUCAAAUCAAAAACUAUCGAUAUUCUGUUCACAACUGAUGGCAAAGAGUAUGUUACUCGGAAUCAUUUACUCACUGAAGUAAAAAAUGAAUGUAUCGGUCGAG